Aspergillus tanneri is the source of this 2253-nucleotide messenger RNA. RefSeq lists its product as uncharacterized. NCBI's taxonomy places the organism in Eukaryota, Fungi, Ascomycota, Eurotiomycetes, Eurotiales, Aspergillaceae. Bases 1 to 2253 code for a protein of 750 amino acids. The transcript is spliced from 8 exons. The record is from RefSeq and is a predicted model, not a curated record.
AUGCGGUUCGUCGCCAUCAAUCUUGCCUUCGGGCUCUACAGCUCGGCAUACGGGCUCUCCAUCCGUCCCAACCCUGGCGGCAACAGCUCUCACACCCCGAGCCAUGCACCCAUUCCCUCCCACACCCCCAGUCGCUCUGGGGCCCCCAGUUCCAGGGGCACGCCGACCCCGUCGGUGACUCCCUCCGCGGCCCCGUCUGCUACGCCCCUCACAUGGGAGGAAAUUACCUGCGAGAUGGGCGACAUCGCCAAUCGCCGGGUCAAGUUCGAGGACCGCUGGAUGCAGGCCCGUGUCGACGAUGCCUGGAAUGAUAUGUUACAGUCCUGGACGGAUCAGAAGAAUAAUCAAUCCAGCGGAGACGUUCACUUGACUUUCUCGCAGCACGCCAGCUCCUACUUCAAUGGUCCUGAGCGAUGGGCAUGUGACGAUAUCAACGAUAUCGAGUGUUCCACCACGGUGCCAUGUCAGAAACCUCCGGCGGGUUUCCUACUGCUGAACGGUUUCUCAGGCCUACAUAAUGUUUAUAAAAAAAUGUGGGACGCCCUGAACCAAGCCGAGAUGGAGAUGCAUGGAGAAAUAGGCAAUUUCGCCGCCGAGUUUGCCCCCCAGGCCAAAGACGAUACCAGCCAGGGUGCCCUGAUGGCAUUGGAUAUCCUCACAAGCGUUUUAUCGUUCGGAAUGGCAGGUGCUUUUGGUGGUAUCGUCAAGGGAGUAGCCGAAGUCGUUGAAACCGCCGUUGAGGUAUCGCAGACCCCGCUUCUACGACCCAGCGAUGGCGGUGGGAAAGUUGGCGGACGAAAGGGAGGCAAAGGUGGUAAAACCAGUAAGGGAGGGACGGGGCGUAACGGAGGUAAAGGAGGUAAAGGAGGAAAAGGAGGAAAAGGAGGAAAUGGUAAGAACGGUGGAAAGACGAAUCCAGCAAAGGAUAAAGGCAAGGAUCAUGAGGAUCCUGAUGAUGACCAGGACCAGGAGGAUCCGGUGGAAGACACCGGAGAUGAUGUAGGGGACGAUGAGAACACCGGCGACUACGACGAUCAGGAGUCCCCUCUGGUGAAACGCGCCAAAUCUAAUCGUGCCAAAAGUCUCUCCAGCCGCGUGACCAAGGAUAUGAUAAAAUCUGUUGAUACAUUCCAGCCUAGCCCGCUAUCUAAUGAUCAAGUGUCAAUUCAAAACGCUGUCAGCCAAACAGUUCGAAACAUUUUUGAAGAGUGGAAGACUGUUCUUGCGAACUCUAUCAAGGCCACAUUCUCUGGGGAAGAACCCUAUCCUCAAGAGCUAUAUGAAAAAAUCGCCAACGGCACCAUGAAUUAUUUCAGCGGCAACAUUUCAACGCCAGAGAUAGUUAACAACGCCAAGAAGCUCGUCUUUGGUCAACUAAUUGUGUCGACUUGGAAGAUAGCUCCGGACGACAUGGGCGCCCACCCUUUUAUCUUCUAUACCGACAAGGACUGCGGACAGGACCUCGGCAGUGACAUAGGAUACGCGAUGGUCACUAAGGAUGCUAGCAUCACCGGGCGCACAUGUUACAACGGACGUCUGGUGCUGCUGAUGAAUGCUCGACAAUCAGGUAAUGUUCGCGAGGUGAAUGCCCUGCCCGGGGUGGACAACCUCGAGUCGGAUAAUUACGGCGGCGUGACCAAAGAAGAUAUCAUUAUCAGCUCGAUGAAGCUGUACGAGCAGAAUGGCAAUAAAAACGGAGGCAAGCCGCCCAGCAAUGAAGACCUUAUUAACAAUCUGGAUACCCUCAUGGACGACCCCAAUAAGACUCCCCUCGUGCAGACCGCUGGGUUCUUCAACCUUCCCGUCUGCACCAGCUAUGAUGAUCUGCGCAAAAACAUUUACCAGAGCCCAGGGAGCAGCAAGUAUUGGCCCUGCGAUGCGCCGGAGGGUUACAAUGGGAAGGGGACUAAUAUUCAUGUCAAUAAUGGAUGUAUCCUCAUUAAUGAUACCCCUGUUUGUAAAGGAGAUAGCUACAACUUUGCCGACCCUGAAACCCCCGACCAUCGGAACUGGGUUCAGGUCUACGCCCAGUUUGAUGGCCAAUCCGACGCCUGGAAAACCGUCAGCCCGGGCUGCGAGCUGACCUUCACUUUCCCGGAAAACUACGAGGACAUUUACUUUGGAGACGACAACUGCGUCUACGAUGCUGGUGCUAAACCCAUCCCAGGCCUCCAAGGACAGGGGCAGUGCUGUGAGGCUCGACCGGAGGGAUUCGGGGAUCUCCGCGUGACGAAUCCUUAUAGGUGGAAAUGA